Haemorhous mexicanus (house finch) is the source of this 2073-nucleotide messenger RNA. It is a transcript of the gene CASQ2, whose product is annotated as calsequestrin 2. The transcript has 11 exons. Gene Ontology annotation, molecular function: calcium ion binding. Bases 233 to 1456 code for a protein of 407 amino acids. The record is from RefSeq and is a predicted model, not a curated record. Gene Ontology annotation, cellular component: sarcoplasmic reticulum lumen. Lineage: Eukaryota; Metazoa; Chordata; Aves; Passeriformes; Fringillidae. Gene Ontology annotation, biological process: regulation of cardiac muscle contraction by regulation of the release of sequestered calcium ion.
UCUCCCGUCUGUCUCUCUCUUUGUUGUGAGUACAGGACAGCAAAGUUUGCUGCUCCCCACCAGCCUUGCAGUGUUGGGGCUCAACACUAGGAAAGCAGCAGAGAGAAACCUAGAGAAACUAAGAGAAACUUAGUUCAAACUUUACCUGGAGUCCCUCUCUUCUCCCUCUCUUCUCAAAUCAAGAAAGAGGGGGACAUUUACCCACCCUUUGCUGCACUUCAAAGGUGCCCCUAUGAAGGCAAUUUGCUGGAUCCUGGCAGGUUUUUACCUGCUUUUCUGCUGCAAGGCAGAAGAGGGACUGAACUUCCCUACUUACGAUGGGAAAGACCGAGUGAUCGACCUGAACGAGAAGAAUUACAAGCAGGCACUGAAGAAGUAUGACAUGCUCUGCCUGCUCUUCCAUGAGCCUGUGAGCUCUGACAAGGUCUCCCAGAAGCAGUUCCAGAUGACAGAGAUGGUCCUGGAGCUGGCAGCUCAGGUCCUGGAGCCCAGGAGCAUUGGCUUUGGGAUGGUGGACUCCAAGAAGGAUGCCAAGCUUGCCAAAAAGUUAGGCUUGGUUGAAGAGGGAAGUCUCUAUGUCUUUAAGGAUGAGCGAUUGGUUGAAUUUGAUGGGGAACUGUCUGCAGAUGUCUUGGUGGAAUUUCUUUUGGAUUUGCUGGAAGACCCCGUGGAGGUCAUAAACAGCAAGCUGGAGCUUCAGGCCUUUGACCAGAUCGACGACGAAAUCAAACUCAUCGGCUACUUCAAGGGAGAAGACUCAGAACAUUUCAAGGCAUUUGAAGAAGCAGCUGAACAAUUCCAGCCCUACGUCAAGUUCUUUGCCACCUUUGACAAAGGGGUUGCCAAGAAGCUUGGCCUAAAGAUGAAUGAGGUGGACUUCUAUGAACCCUUUAUGGAUGAGCCUGUUCACAUCCCUGAUAAGCCUUACUCAGAAGAGGAGCUGGUUGAUUUUGUGAGAGAGCACAGAAGGGCCACCUUGAGGAAGCUGCGCCCAGAGGACAUGUUUGAGACAUGGGAGGAUGACAUGGAGGGUAUUCACAUCGUAGCCUUUGCUGAAGAGGAUGACCCAGAUGGUUUUGAGUUCCUGGAAAUCCUGAAGCAGGUUGCCAGGGACAACACCGACAAUCCCGACCUGAGCAUUGUCUGGAUUGACCCCGAUGAUUUUCCUUUGCUCAUCACUUACUGGGAGAAGACCUUCAAGAUCGACCUGUUCAGGCCACAGAUCGGGGUGGUGAACGUCACAGAUGCUGACAGCGUCUGGAUGGACAUCAGAGAUGAUGACGACCUGCCCACAGCCGAGGAGCUGGAGGACUGGAUAGAGGACGUGCUUUCUGGGAAGAUAAACACCGAAGAUGAUGACGACGAUGAAGAUGACGACGAUGACGAUGAUGACGAUGAUGAUGACGACGACGAUGAUGACGACGACGACGACGACGACGAUGAUGACGACGACUAACUGUGACUCUGUGCAGUUUGACUUGUGGGGCCCGAGAGCCCUGGCCCUGCGGCAGGUCCCUCCAUUGGAAGACCUUUGUUUGAGCAUCAGCAAGCACCGCUGCUCCUCUUUUUCCCCCGGCCCCCCUCCCCCUGCCCUCGCCCUUGCCGGGAGCCCCUCGCCUGAUUCCCAGCGGUGCUGAGCCCCCGGGACUGCCCCUGCGGAGGGCAGCACCUGCAGGCACCCAGCACCGCUGCAAAUCACGCCUCCUUAGUAAGGACAGUAGGAAUCUGCAGGGAAUCUGCCCCGAGUGUCCCAGGGCAGGAGAAAAGUGCCUGCCUGCUUGCUGCCAGAGGGACGCAGGGAGCCAGUUUGUAUUUUAUGUGUUCAUCAGCCCAGCACUUAACAUCCAAAGACCAAAUCUCACUUCAAGACAUAGGGAAAACCCUAACUGUAAAGUCUAGCCCUUUUAUUAAACACAAUGCCCUUUGCAGCUACUCUGCCAAGACCACUCAAUCCUGCAAAUUCUGCUGUGGGAGUCUGUAGCUACUCCCUAACAUGCUAAGAGCCAGAAAAAUGCUUUAGGAGGGGAGGGAGGUUUUAGGGAUGCUAUUAAAGUUUUCAGUGAUUCCACAUAA